AAUGGCCAAACUGUCGAGAACAACGAAGUCGAUUCCUGGGAACUGAAAGCGUCCCGGAGAGCACUUCGAAACUUGAAGAGUCUGUUAGCUGGACAGCCAAUGAUUGAUCUACUCCAGGGUCAGAUAGAAGUAGCUGACGAUUAUUACAAGGACAUCAUUGAGAAGUCUGAGGGUCAGUACAAAGAGUCCCGCAUCGACCUUCAAGCAAAAGGAAUUACCUUGGCUCAAUUUAUGGAGUGGUGGAAGGUUUGGAUGGUAGAGUUGCAAAAUCCGGAGAUUAAGCAACAGGUUUUCUUCGAUACCAUGGUACCGGCUCAUCCAGAGCAUUAUACCCUUUCUCCAUAUCAAUCAGGAGUUGUCGAAACUAUUGGAGAGCAUAUUGCUCGGGUGGAGAUCAAACCCUGCUUCAACCCUCCAGAAUUUGUGCUGAAGUACGGUGAUCCCACCUAUCAACACUUGCCUGCGAUAGGAACCUUGGAUGACGGUAGCAUUUUGUUCUACAUCUUACAGGAGAUCCGCGAUUCUGAAGAGGGUUGCGACUUCCGCUUGCGUCUUCUAUUCCCAGCCGCUGCACCUCAAGUGUUCUUUGACGAACAUGCUGAGCACCUCGCAGUCGAGUUCAGGAGCUUUAUC
Molecule: messenger RNA, 633 nt
Organism: Umbelopsis ramanniana AG
Lineage: Eukaryota; Fungi; Mucoromycota; Umbelopsidomycetes; Umbelopsidales; Umbelopsidaceae
Exons: 1
Source: RefSeq, a predicted model, not a curated record